Molecule: messenger RNA, 1172 nt
Organism: Phragmites australis (common reed)
Lineage: Eukaryota; Viridiplantae; Streptophyta; Magnoliopsida; Poales; Poaceae
Exons: 3
Coding region: 156-1061 (301 amino acids)
Source: RefSeq, a predicted model, not a curated record
CUGCAAGACGGCAAGCGUGCAACAUUUAUUUUUAUAUAAACACGCAUCUAUUGAUCUAGAGACAGGACAGCCCCAAUCCUCAGAAGCUCACAGCAUCUCUUGUCUCUGCCGGAAGCACAGAGAGAGGGAGAGAAGAGCGGCCGCGCCGCACACAAAUGGAUAAGGCCGUGAUCAUCGUGUGCGUGGUGAUCGGGGCUCUGGGGGUGCUGAGCGCCAUCUUGGGGUUCGCGGCCGAGGGGACAAAGCUCACUCCGUCCGACAUAGUGGUGUCCUACUACGGAACCUCGUGCUACUACCCGCCGAGCCCCGCGCUCGGGCUGGGGGUCUGCGCUGCUAUCUUCCUGCUGGUGACCCAGAUCACCGCCGCCGCGGUCAGCGGUUGCUGCGGCUUCUGCAAGUCCCGGGGCGCCAUCCAUACCGGGACCAAGCGGACCGUCGUCGUCGUCUGCGCCGUCUUCUCGUGGAUAGCGACGGUGAUCGCGUGGGGGCUGCUCAUCCGAGGCGCAUCUUGGAACACCAACGUCGUGCGAGAGGCCGCCGGGCGGUGGAGGUGCUACUACAUCCUGGGCGGCAUCUUCGCCACCGCGGGCGUGUUCACCCUCGCCGCCACGGCCCUCAGCAUCACCUCCUACAUCAUGCUUCAGAGGCAGCUGAACGCUGCCGCGCCGGCAGCGGCCGCGGCCCCCGCACCUAAGCCAGAGGAGCAGUCGCCGCCCGCGGUGAUUGCGAUGGGCACCCCGCAGUUCCCGUCUCCUCAAGGAUAUGUGCAACCGCAACAUCCGAAUUACCCACCGCAGCACCCUCCUCAACCUCCGGCGGCAUACAGGCCGGCCGCCGCACCUAAGCCAGAGGAGCACCUGCCGCCCGCGGGGAUCGCGAUGGGCAUCUCGCAGUUCCCGUUUCCUCAAGGAUAUGCGCAACCGCAGUAUCCGAAUUACCCACCGCAGUACCCUCCUCAACCUCAGGUGGCUCAGUUCCCUCCCACAGCUCCUCCACCUCCUGCUGAAGUCGGGAUGCACGCACCGCAUCAGAUGUUCUUCCCGCCUCCUAAACAGGUGUAGCACCCUGCGCCGCUGCCCUUGAUCAUGUUAUUCUCGUAUCGAGAGAAGACAUGACGUGGUUUGCUGUUGGAUGGAACUAAUGACCUCGCACGCGAAGUCAAGCCAUUGAUA